UUAUGUUAAUAGUAAUCUCGUGGGCUUUCUCGGCGUAAAUGUAAACGAUUUUCCUCAGAUUUGAUGCGGUUUAAGUGAUAUUUAUUGAAGAAAAUAGAUGAGAAUGUAUUCGUAAAGCUUAGGAAGUCCGUUAAUACAUAGAAGAGAACGCAAUGUGUCUUGUAAUAAGUGAUAUUGAAAUUGUUCACGAAAAAGGAAAAAAAAUAGACGACUAACAAUAAACUUAUUUUCGAAAUAGGUGACGAUGCUCUGUAUGACAAAUCAUAAAUAUGAGAUUAUGGGUUUAUAAUGUGUUCGUCAUGAUUUUGGCGGUAAAGAAAAAAGAUAAAUUUCUAGAAAAGAAUUUUGAGAGUAAGGUGACUUCUUCUGAAACAAUGACGCUGCUGCUAAAUGCAAAGAAGCCUCCCUCGCUCCCCCGCGCGACGCCGAGCCCCCGCCCCCUCGUCCCCGCGCGCAGUAUUGGAAUGGUGGAGGAGGCGGCGGCACGAGGCGUCGAAGGAGGAUCUCCGAGCGAAGGCCACGAAGAAGCUCCUCUCAGCGCCCACCUCUCCCUGGCUCUCCUCUCCCUGGCUCCCGGUCGUGCCCUGCCUCUCCUCCCCGCGCCCCCCUCGCCGGCUGGUCGUCGCAAAAUGCCCAACAUCAAGAUCUUCUCGGGGUCGUCCCAUCCCGACCUGGCGCAGAGGGUCGUGGACCGCCUGGGCAUCGAUCUGGGGAAGGUCGUCACCAAGAAGUUUUCCAACCUGGAGACCUGUGUGGAGAUUGGGGAGAGCGUCCGAGGUGAAGAUGUGUACAUCGUGCAAAGCGGUUGCGGGGAGAUCAACGACAAUCUCAUGGAGAUGCUCAUCAUGAUUAAUGCAUGCAAAAUCGCCUCUGCAGCCCGAGUAACGGCAGUCAUUCCAUGUUUCCCUUAUGCUAGACAAGACAAAAAGGAUAAGGAACAGGUGGCAUAUAGGCCUCUAUCACGAGCCCCAAUUUCUGCCAAACUUGUUGCCAACAUGCUCUCCGUGGCUGGCGCUGACCACAUCAUCACCAUGGACCUCCAUGCCUCUCAGAUCCAAGGCUUCUUCGAUAUUCCUGUCGAUAAUCUUUACGCUGAGCCUGCAGUCCUCAAGUGGAUUCGGGAGAACAUACCGGAGUGGGGCAAUUCCAUUAUAGUCUCUCCUGAUGCCGGUGGUGCCAAAAGAGUCACUUCUAUAGCUGACCGACUUAACGUAGAGUUUGCCUUGAUUCACAAAGAGCGCAAGAAAGCCAAUGAGGUGGCUUCGAUGGUGUUGGUUGGAGACGUGAAGGACCGCAUUGCCAUCCUGGUUGAUGACAUGGCAGACACCUGUGGCACAAUUUGCCAUGCUGCUGAAAAGCUCAUGGAGGCUGGAGCAACCAAAGUGUACGCCAUCCUUACUCAUGGCAUCUUUUCCGGCCCUGCAGUCACUAGGAUCAACAAUGCAUGCUUUGAGGCUGUCGUAGUCACCAACACGAUACCCCAAGAACAGCACAUGAAGGAGUCUAAUAAGAUCCAGGUAUUUGUGGCACUUUUGUGAACAGGUUCUUUGAACAC
Molecule: messenger RNA, 1555 nt
Organism: Penaeus indicus
Lineage: Eukaryota; Metazoa; Arthropoda; Malacostraca; Decapoda; Penaeidae
Gene: Prps
Product: ribose-phosphate pyrophosphokinase 2-like
Exons: 7
Coding region: 270-1538 (422 amino acids)
Biological process (GO): 5-phosphoribose 1-diphosphate biosynthetic process; purine nucleotide biosynthetic process; ribonucleoside monophosphate biosynthetic process
Cellular component (GO): cytoplasm; ribose phosphate diphosphokinase complex
Molecular function (GO): ATP binding; magnesium ion binding; ribose phosphate diphosphokinase activity
Source: RefSeq, a predicted model, not a curated record